CAUGUAGAACUGACAAUUAACCUUCACACUGAUAGGUGACAUCACACUGUCCUAACUGAGGAACUUUCUACUAGUUUUGUUAAUCAUAUUGGGUAAUAGUGAAUAAGAACUAACUUGUCUCUUCUCUAAGCUCUUUUGUGUAAACUGUGUGUCGUUUGGAUAGAGAAUCGUCUUUAUCGCUUGACAGUAGAGAUCAGCUUGUAUUAAACAGAAUAACGUUGUAUUCACGGGUGACGGGAAUUUAACAGAGACUAACAUUUUUGUACCGUAUGCCAGUACUUUACUCAGCGGGUAAGUGACACAAGAGUGGAGGACAGAGGCUUACGUCAGCUGAAAGUCACACUUUUAUCAAAAUCCUGGUCAGGCAUGUCCCCUCCCCCUCCGUGGCCGAAGGCCUUCUUCCAUAACGCUGACCAAAUCCCGCCCACCUCCCUAGGUGCUCCUACCAUGGCAACGGAAGUCCCUCUUCAUGCGCGUGCCUCUGGACGCAUGACCACGUGAGCCAAGCAUAUUUACUAUCAGUCACACAACAAACUGGGGUUAGUGCGAGAACCGUGCGUCCGGGCGUGCUCCUCUCCAGUUUUUAUAAGCUGUCUUCCUCCUUUAUUAGCAUGUACAGGGCUUGACACUCAUGUGUAAAAGCGGACUGCCCUCAACCAGUUUCCCUUCGCUGGACCGUGGCCAUCAGUGUAGUCAGCAGAGCACACGUGAUCGAGCAGCACCCCCUUUUGUACGGAGGGUCGCAAGGUUGACUACUGUUGUGUGUCGUUGCCGAGGAUAUACAUUCAGGGCUUUUUAUUUAUGUAGAGUGCUUUAAUUGUUUGAGGUACAUACGCUAAGUUUCCACUAAAGCGAACGCUCGGCAGGCUCGUUUGAGCGGUGCGACGUCCACUCCAGCACUUGUAGUCGGUGGUCAGCUACACGUUUCACGGUCAGAGAUGGCUAGUUACCACGCUAUUAGGAGAGCUCGAUACCGUGUCUUCAUCCUGAUACUGACGUUUUUAUGUUACGCCAGCUACCAUCUGUCACGCAAGCCCAUUAGUGUUGUAAAAAAUAGUUUGCACAAAAACUGCAGUAAUGUUUUGCCACCUCCAGAGGUCACAAAUGACAGCUCUUGGUGUAGCUGGGCACCAUUUGACAAAAGCAACUAUGAAGAGCUGUUUGGAGUACUGGAUGUUGCUUAUCUUUCAGCAUAUGCUGUUGGGAUGUUCUGCAGUGGUUACAUAGCAGAACGGAUGAACCUGCGUUACUUUAUGACCAUUGGCAUGCUGGCAUCAGGCUUUUUCACAGCUGCUUUUGGGUUUGGCUACUUCUUCAAUAUCCAUAGUUUUGUCUACUAUGUCAUUGUUCAGGUAAUUGGUGGAUUAUUUCAGUCAACUGGCUGGCCAAGUGUGGUUACCUGCAUGGGUAACUGGUAUGGCAAGGGAAAACGAGGUCUCAUCAUGGGUAUCUGGAACUCACACACCUCUGUUGGCAACAUCCUUGGUGCAAUCAUUCCAGGAUUUUUUGCUGAACAUGAGUGGGGUUGGUCUUUUGUUGUUCCUGGCAUCAUUAUAGCAGUGUUGGGCCUCAUUGUCUUCAUGUUUCUAGUCCCAAACCCAAAAGACGUUGGCUGUGAGCCCCCAGACCAGCAUGGCAAGAAGACUUUUACAUCCUCAGAAAGACAGCCAUUCGAGGAUAACACAUAUUCAUCAGAUUCUCUUUCAAACGGUGAAUCUGGCAUAGCCUCAACAGGGGAAGAAGGCACUCCUCUACUGAGCAGUUCUGGAGAAGAACAAGACAAGCCAAUCUCAGUCUUCCAAGCUAUCAUGCUACCAGGUGUUCUGGAGUUCUCCCUUUGCCUGUUCUUUGCCAAACUAGUGAGCUACACAUUUCUGUUUUGGCUGCCAAAAUACAUUGGUUCUACAACUAACUUUGAUGCAGAGAAAUCUGCUGAUUUAUCAACACUCUUUGAUGUCGGCGGAAUUCUGGGAGGCAUUGUAGCAGGAAUUAUAUCUGACUUGACGGGGGCACAUGGAUGCGUAUGUGUAGCUAUGCUGCUUGCAGGAACUCCAGCGCUCUUCCUCUAUGACCACCUAGGCAACAGGUCUUUUGGUCUCAGUAUAGGUCUGUUAAUGAUCUGUGGAGCACUCGUGAAUGGACCAUAUGCUCUAAUUACCACGGCUGUGAGUGCUGAUCUUGGUACACAGGAGGCGCUGAGGGGCAAUGCCAAGGCGCUAGCAACAGUCACGGCCAUUAUUGAUGGCACAGGCAGCAUAGGUGCAGCGUUAGGUCCACUGUUAACAGGACUUAUCUCCCCUACAGGGUGGUCCAAUGUAUUUUACAUGCUGAUAGCUGCUGAUAUUGCUGCAGCCAUUCUGUUGACUCGGGUGGUGAUUGUUGAAUUACGCAACCGCUUCUGUCCUCGGACUUAUGAGUUGGUGCUUUCCACUCAGGUUCCAUCAGAGAGAGGAGCAGCCUACCACGACAAAUGAGCUGGCUUAAAGAGUGAUGAACAUGGCAUUUUGGACUGUCUUUCACUGUACAGAUGUUAAUUCUGCUGUUGUCAUGGGCAUUUGUAUACAUGACCGGUGCUUGCCUUACUCAGCAUCUGGUGCCUGAAAGAAUGUAUAGAUCCGUGUCACUUGAAUGUGUUUUAAGAGCUUCCUCCCUUUCAAGAUAAAUCAUACUUCAGCAUUACAUUUCGGUCUGGUGACAUUGGACUCUUUUUGCAAUUUUUAAGUCUUUCUCACACAGUAACAGUAAAACUUUGUAUUAAAUCAGUUUCUUUGCACUGUUACUUCUGACAAGAGAGGCACAAAGCAGCUACAAGUAGGUUUAUUAAUUAUUAGUGUUUAUGCUGUAAGAGGACAGACCUAACCUUGACAACUAUUUCAUUAUACUAGGAUUUUACUCUUAUUGGGAGUAAUUAGAUUGUGUGAUGGAUAUUUAAUUGCUGUUAACAUUCUGACAUGUAAUGUUGCAGAUAAUUUUAAAAGAAUUACUUUAUUGAUGUGUAGACCUGAGCAGUUACCGGCCUGUUCUGAGCUCUGUAAUAACUAUCUUGAUAUUUGUUUAAUUUAAAUGUUGGUGCUAAAUACUGAGCUUGUAUAGAGUUUUAAAAGUCUGGAAGUAUUUCUGUAAAACAGGAAUCUGUUUUCUAAACUGAAAAAGGUUUGGAAGUUUGACAGUUUGUUUAUCAAGUCUGGAAAAGUUUUGAAAGUUAAGCAGCACAUUGACUUGCAUGAGAAGUUUCCAUAGAUAAAAUGAAUCUGGUGAUAAUGUUAAUCGUAUCAAUACUAAACUCUACUAGGGCAACAUUCUAUUUUCUUGUGCAUUUUUUUUAAUUUAGUUUUUACAAAUGAGUAGUGAAGCACAAUUUUUUGCAAAAUUUUGUAUUCUAUAUACAAACAAAUCACCGAAAUUUUUUGUUUUAUAAGAAAAAGACAUAAUCCAAAUACAGUAAAACCAGUGAUAUUUGCAACAUGACCAGCAAGUUCCUUCCUUCUUGGCAGGGCUGGUGCUACAAACCCUGUGAAUACGUUAAAUAUAUAUGCUUCCUUGAGAGAUUUUUAUGCUUGCAUAUUUGCCUCUACUGGGCAUAAAAAGAUAAUCAAUAGUACAGUUACGCCUCAAAUAUUUUUCACGGACAUAUUUAGUUACAUGAACAUCAUCUCAAUUUUGACAACUUCCCCAACCCUACUGACAGUUUACUCUCUAUUAUAACUUUUUUUCUUAACUUUUGAAAAAAGUGUAUUUAAAAUAAACUGCAUCUGCUUACCUUAGAUUAUGAUUUUCUGCAGAAAUCAUAUAAAAUAAAUAUGUACUGCUUGUUCUAUACGUCACCAGUUCCAGUCAGACCUUGAUAAGUCAACCUUCCAUAAGUCGAAAACCUCCCUGUAUCGAAUUAAUUGUUAGUUCCCGGCCAAAUUGCAUAAGACCAAUGUAUUUUAGAUAUCCUUCACUCAAAGAUAUUUUGGCUUCCAACCUCCGUUAGUCGAAGUCUGAGUUAUCCCCAACCAGACGCAACUAUGUCUCAAACUGUUCCAAGCUCAACCAGGGCAUCAUCAACAAUUUCAAGUUGCGAUAGUGCAAACUCGUCAGAAAAUUGCUGCGGAAUAUCGAAGACAAAUGCCCACUUGGAACUGACUUGCUAGAAGCUAUGCGAAUGGCCCGGAAAGCAUGGGAUGAAGUUCCGAAGGAAACCAACAAAAACUACUUCAAAAACAGCCGGUUUUGGACAGCAAACCGUUGAUGAUUCAGGGGACUUGAAGAUAUGCAAAUGGAAACAGACGACGCACUUACAAGCCCCAAAGAAUGGUCUACGGUUCUCACAGCUACUGGCGCUAGUAAGGAAGUGUCUUUUAAGACUUUCUGGAAGUUGACAGUGUGGUGAAUGUUUGUGGAGAACUAAUGGACGCUGACAUUAUUGCUGAGGUGGCAAACGAGGAACAAAAGGAAGAUGAGAGUGCAGAUGAGGAAGAAGAUGACAAGGAUGGUGAUACACAUCCUGCCCCCAGUCGAAAAGAAGCAAGGUUUUUUCUCUAAAGGUAAGCUGAUUGGUUGUACUGUUCGAUUGUACAGUACUGUACUAAAUGCAUCCGUAUAAAACGAUAAUAAUAUAAUAAACGGUUAUAAUACAGUAAUUAAGCAGGAAAAACAUUGUCCUUUCUUGAUUAACCUGCGCCUAUUACGCCAUUUUCACUAACUCGAAAACUCCGUAAGUCAAAUGUUUUUUCCAGGUCCAUUUGAGUUCGACUUAUCGAGGUCCGACCAUAUUUCAACCCAGUUCGUAUCACUCCAGUCAUGGCUUUCAUAUCGUCCCAACACGAACAGUUGAAUCCAUCCAGGCCUAAAAGGCGAAUUGAUCUUUGAUGAUAGGAGGAGACAUUGUCAACAGAGCCAUGUAUUGUUCGCACAAAUUCAGCCACCAUUUUACUAAACAAAUAAGCUGCUUGGCAAUACACAUUCUAAGAACAACUCGCACGGUGGUGCAUAACAUCGUUUUCUUAUAAUUUUUUUAAAGCCUUUGUCAUUAUUCUUUAGUUUGGAGGUUAGUAUUAAAUGUAUCUGCAGACGUUCAGUUAAAAUCUCACAGUGGCAUAUAACGCAAUUUUCUUUUUUUUUUUAAUUCUUUAAGAGGUUUUCAUUGUGUAUGGUCUAACCUGGAGAGUUUCCCUAUAAAUCUUUAGUCCAGCCUAACAAUAGACAGCAUGCAU
Pomacea canaliculata is the source of this 5198-nucleotide messenger RNA. Its product is annotated as glucose-6-phosphate exchanger SLC37A2-like. Gene Ontology annotation, molecular function: glucose 6-phosphate:phosphate antiporter activity. Gene Ontology annotation, biological process: phosphate ion transmembrane transport; glucose-6-phosphate transport. Gene Ontology annotation, cellular component: endoplasmic reticulum membrane. The transcript is spliced from 17 exons. The record is from RefSeq and is a predicted model, not a curated record. Lineage: Eukaryota; Metazoa; Mollusca; Gastropoda; Architaenioglossa; Ampullariidae. The coding region runs from base 939 to 2474 and encodes 511 amino acids.